AUGGACGGCCUUGACUGUCUAAAAGAACAUCCUUGCGAGUGCUGUAAUCAACCAGAAUGUAAUGCGGUCAAUGCCAAGGUAAAGCGCUCACAGGUUGUUAGCCGUUGUUUUAACCAACGGCCCUCAUGCCUUAUAUUAUUCAAACGACCGUACUCCGAUUUGUCACGUGCGAGACGCCUUGAUGUCGCAAAGCUCCGGCAACCCAGCAAUAGCGAGGCCCUAAGCACAGAAUUCCGGUCCCGUCUUACAACUCGAGCUGACAGGGAAGGCACUAGCAAGUGGUCAUCACUGAAGACAUCCGUCUAUGGGGCAGCUGAGAAAAUUCUCGGAUUCACUCAGGGGCGCCGAAGUGACUGGAUCAGCGAAAGAACCCUGCAGCUAUCAGCCGAGACGACUCGAGCCAGGUCCCGAAACGAUGCUUCUUUCCGCCGACUCUGUAGAGACAAGACAAGCUGCGAGAAAUACUGCAGCAUAAGUCUUAUCAACGUUGCUGCAAGGUUUUUCGAUAUCGUUCUUUUCAUGCGUUUCCAGUCUAUACGUGACUCCAGGACGCGGUCCAACCAAGCCGCAUUCUGUGCUGGGCAUGGAUAUUCGGACCAGAUAUUUACGCUGAGGCGUAUUCCAGGAUUCCGCUAUAACUACCAGCAACUGACAGUCGUCUGCUUUGUCAACUUCGCCACCGCAUUCGUUUCCAUCUAUCGUGAGUCCCCAUGGCGAAUAAUGAAACUAGAUAGAGUGUUGACCAAACUCAUUGCCAUGAUUGAGGCCUACUAUCGGUCCACCACCGCACGAGUCCUGGUCCACAACAAUCUAAUCCAACCGUUCGAUAUUCAGUCUGGUGUCCGACAGGGCUGCGUCCUGUCGCCCAUUCUGGUUAACUACGUCAUUAACUGGAUUGUCGGGAAGGCCCUACAUGAAGAGGAGCUUGCACUUAGACGCCAGAUAACUUAUCUCGACUACGCCGAUGAUAUUGCACUGCUAGCCUCAAGCUUUGGUGGUCCAUAUGCUGUACUGUUACGGAUAAAUGAGAUUGCUAUGUCGGUUUGCAUGUCCAUAAAUUCCGGAAAGACGAAGUUAUUCUCGAGCUGCAUCCGUGACGAGGAGAAGGCACCCCUGGGGAUUAAUUGCCAUCAACUUAAAGAAGUAGACAGCCUUAAAUACCUCGGGGCGAGGCUGCUACCGAAUGGGUAG
Molecule: messenger RNA, 1191 nt
Organism: Dibothriocephalus latus
Lineage: Eukaryota; Metazoa; Platyhelminthes; Cestoda; Diphyllobothriidea; Diphyllobothriidae
Source: the annotation of a GenBank genome assembly